Molecule: messenger RNA, 6062 nt
Organism: Astrephomene gubernaculifera
Lineage: Eukaryota; Viridiplantae; Chlorophyta; Chlorophyceae; Chlamydomonadales; Astrephomenaceae
Source: the annotation of a GenBank genome assembly
GUUUUGCUAUAUGUUAUCGUACACUACCUUUUGCUUUAGGAGUGAACUUACUGCUCUCUAAGUUACGACCAAGAAGUUAUGAUACGUCGAUGUAAUUAUCUCGCGGUUCACCCUGCUUCAACCAGGCGCCCGGUACUUAUUAUGUGAAGUGUACUAUAGACUACUAAUGGUAGCACAUCCACGGCAGUUAGCAGACCUUGUAUUGGCGAAAGCACGCAGCAAGCAUAAAUGCCCUCUGCGCUCGAGGAUGGUCUCCCUCCACACUUACGGCGUAACAUAGAGGACUCCCUUAGCGGCAAAAGGGACGUCCUUAAGCCGCCGCCCCGCAAGCGUCCUCCAAACGUUCCCAUUCCUGUCACCCUCGCCCACCUCGAAGACAACGCCAGCUGCUACGCCAGCAGCUAUCGCAGCCUCAGCCCCACCUUACGACCACAUCCUCAAAGCCACCCUCACCAGCCUCAAUACGCCGGCUCUGAUGCGUCCUUUGGUACACCCUUGUCGUACAGCACAUGGCGGCCCGCCUCCGCCCAUGAGGGCUGCAGCGGUGGUGGCGGCAGCGGCAGCCGCACCGGGAGCCCCUCGCGCCUCGAGGAGCUGCUGGCGGCUCCGCCCAGCGGCCCAGCCGUGCUGAGUGUCGCACGUGUGGUGGGCAAUGCGUGGUCUCGGCAGCAGGAGCGCGAGUGGUACCGGGGCCAGCUGGCGUUGAGGCCAGAGCGUGUUGUCGCCGAGUCGGAGCGGCUGCUGCUGGCUGCCAUGGGCCCCAUCGGUCUGGACCCCUCCGUGUGGCGCAAGCUGCCGGACAAGGUGGAGGCGCUGGCGGAGCGGAACGUCAUGCGGCAGGAGGCGGCGGAGCUGCAGAGGUUGCGGCUAGAGGAAUGGCACCCCUCCCUGAUAGCGACCUCCGCCACCGCUGCCGUGCAAGCAGCUGUGCAAGCCGUUCGUAACGGCAGCAGCGGCGGCGGCGGCGGCAGCGGAGCUGCCAGCAGCAGCGCUUGCGGCAGCGAGCGGCCUCGGUCCUCCCGCGGCUGCAGCGGCGGCGGCGCUCCCUCCGUGACGAGCAGUACGACAGCGGGCUUCGGUUCCCACUCGGCUUCGUCUUACUCUCGUGGGAGCAAGUCAUCUGCUGGCCCGCACUAUGCCGAGACCGACCUGGAGCGCCACAGGCUGCAAAACGCCCUGCUGAAGCUCAUAGAGAAGCAGGAGGCGGAGGCGGCGGAGGAAGAGGCGGCGGCGGAGGCGGCCAGCGUCGGCAGCAGCGCGCCGCCAACCCCGGGCCCCUUCUCGCCGGGCAGCGCCGCCGCCGCCGCCUUCGGCCUCUGGCCUCCGUCCCCGCCGCCACCAUCCGCCCAAUCCUUCAAACGUGCCGACACCCUAGCCAGCUCCGCCUCCCCCACCGCCGCCUCCGCCGCCGCCCGAAGGAGCUACGGCAGCACCGGCGCGCACAGCAGGUCCGCUGGUGGCAGCAAACCCUUCAAGCCCUUGUACGGCAAUUCCACAUCCACCUCCGCUGGUGCCGCCGCUGCUGCUGACGGCAACGGUGACGGCGACACGGAAUCCAACUCCUCCACGGCAGCGCCGCUGAGCCCCGGUGCCCGGGCGCUGCUGAGUCGGCAGUCCUUCCGAAACAGCCGGGCCGCCUGGCACCAGCGGGAGGCGGACCGGGAGGCGCGGUGGAAGCAGCAGUCGCGGCAGCUGGCGGAGAGGGUGGUGGAGUAUCUGGAGAUGGAGAGCCCGGCGGCGGCAGCCAGGAGCGCGAGGGCGUCGGCGGCAGGGUUCAACACGCCCUACCGAGGGACCCGUGGGUCAGCCGCAAGCGCCACUAGCGCCGUCACCACCACAACCACCGCUUCCUCAGCCGCCACCACCACCUUGGCCACUACCGGCAACAUCACAAGGUUCGCUCUCAACCUGGGUGGCAGUGGCGGCAGUGGCAAUAGCGCUGCUGCCGCCGGAGGUAUCGGAGGUGGUGGCAGCGGCAACAGCAGUCCUCCGGGCGCCCUAACAUCCCGCAUGCAGCACCAGCAGCCCGUGGCGGCAGGUGGUUGCGGUGGUGGUGGUACGGCGGGUGUACGGAUAGCGGAGCGGUCGCUGUCUACGGCAUCUGCGCUGUCGGGCGUGUCCGGGUCGUCAGCGGGGUCCGCGGCGGCGCGGGAGGAGGAGAUGGAACUGGACUUGCCGCCGGAGCUGGCCGCCCAGGCCGCGCUGCUGGUGGAGCGCUACGAGGCCGCAUGCGACCGCCACGGACUGCACCGCGAGGCGGAGCUCAGCGCGGCACUGCGGCGCAGCUUCAUACAGCAGCCGCCGCCCUUCGUGCCCGCGACCGCAGCGGGGGCGGCGGCGAGGGCGGCGGCGGCGGCAGCUGGGGAUGAGGAUGUGGACUCCGCUGCCGGUGGAGAGAUGGUGGUGUACCCCCCCGGCCCGCACCUGCACCUGGUGGCGCUGGCGCUCACCAGCCGGGAGUCCGCGGCGGCGCUGGGGGAGGUGCUGCCCGCCUGCACACACGUGCAGGCCCUCACCCUGGAGCGCUGCGUGCUGUCCCCGGACGCGCUGUCGGUGGUGCUGCCGGCGCUGUGGGGCCUGCCGCUGCGGGCGCUGCACACACCCAACACCGACUUCCCGCCGCCCGCCUGGAUAUGGCUGCGGCGCGCCCUGGGCCGCCCCACCGUGUCGGGUGUGGAGGCCGCCUGGUGGGGCACCCUGCGGCAGCUGGGGCUCACGGGGAACGCGCUGGCGGACCAGGGGCUGUGCGCCGUCGUGGAGGUCCUGGUCGACAUGCCGCGUCUGGAGUACCUGGGUUUGCGGCAGUGCGGCCUCACCGACCUGUCCGCGCCGCUGCUGGGCCGCAUCACAGCGCACUGCGGCAAGUACUGCUUCCCGGGCGCCAACAACGGCAACCAGCACAGCGGGGGCAGCAGCAAGGAUAAGGACAAGGAAGCAGCCGGCAGAAGGAGCCGGGCGGGUAGUCACCGGUUCCGCAGCCUCGGCCGUGCCGUGCAUGCAGCCACUGCUUUUGCCACGGCGGCAGGUGGGGGGUCACCGAGCAGCAGCAGCAGCAGGCACCCCCGUGUCAGCCACCACCUCAGCAACCGCAGCAGCUACGCUCGCAGCCAGGGCGGCACCAGCGCCGCUGGCGGCAACCACACGGGCGGCAGCAGCGAUGAUGACAGCAGCAGCGGCAACGGGGGCGGUGAGGGCAGUAGGAGUGCAAGGAGGGCCAGGCGGGAGCGCGGGCGGGCGCUGCUGGCGUCCCUGGUGAAGGGCGCGGAGGGGCCGCUGGGCGGCUUGCGGGAGCUGGACCUGGGCUUCAACAACCUGGGGCAGCGGGCCAUGGGGGCGCUGGCGCAGGCGCUGCCGCUGGCCCCCCGUCUGACGCGUCUCAGCCUGGCUUGGAACAGUGUUGGCGGCGGCGGGGUGGCGCAGCUGUGUUGGACGCUGGUGCGGCUGCGGGGGCACUGCCGGCUGCAGGAGCUGGACCUGGCGGGGACGGACCUGGUGGCGCAGGACAUGUUCGCUCUGGCUGCCGUACUCCGCUCCUGGCCGCAUACCUCCGUACGGCACCUCAACCUCUCCUGCAACAACCUGGUGGGGGUGGCUGCGCAGUGCCUGCUGCGCCACAUGAACCGCCUCAUGAUGCCCUCACCCGAGGAGAUCGAGCAGGAGGAGCUAGAUGACGAGGAGGGCGGCGGAUGGCCGCAGCCGCCGCCGCCGGCCCGAAUGCCCAGCAUCGGCGGCGGUGUCCUCGGCACGCGAGCGUCAAUGUACGACGACGGCGGAGCUGACGGCGGCGCGAACGGCCCUCGACCGCUGGUCCCGAUCCUCAAGGGCGGCGCAGGCGGCGGCCGUAACGACGGCCCCGUUAAACGGCUAACCAUCAACCCCAACCCGCAGCCUCCGUCAGCGCCAGCGGCGGCGUUGUCAUUAACGUCCAGCACGCCGCCGUCAUCGCCGCCAUCGUACCGUGCUUCCGGUGUCGGCCCAUUUCUGUCGUACGGAUCAUUGAGUGGCGCCGCCGGGGAGGCGCUGACGGUACCGCUGGAGCCGCCGCCGGGUCUAGCCAAUGCGCGUCCCUCAUCCGUUGCCGCCGCCACUGUUGCAGUGGCUCACGUGCGCGCUGCUGCUGUCGCCGCGGCGGCGGACCCCGAGCCCAUGCUGGUCAACACCACGGACUGCCUUGUGGUUCCCCACAUGCCGCCGGGCUUGCGGCCGCGCGUCCGAUCCGAUGGGCAGCUCAGGCAGUCGACGGUAGAGGCCGCCGCAGCUGCUGCCGCCAACGCUGCUGAGCGUUUGCGAGCACGUGAGCGGCGUAUCAGCAGCAGCGGAAACACCGGCAGCAGCGUCGCGAUGGUGCGUCAGGGCGGUUCGCCGCGGUCUAGGUCGCCGACACGGGCGUUGACGGCGCAGGAGGUGGCAGCAGCGGCCGCCGCCACUCGCGCGGCGGCGGAGGCGGCAGCAGCGGCGGAGGCCAGGGCGGCGGCGGAGGCUAAGGCUGAGAAGGAGGCGGAGGCGGCUGCCUUCAGCGGGCCGCAUGGGGUGUACAGUGCAGCGCUGGACUUGCGGAUGGACUUGCCUGAUCGGGCAAUCGCUGCGCUGCUGAUAGAGCACGAGAUGGACAUGCGGCGGCAUGGCUACCGCUCCACGUUCCUGACCGUGAAGUGGCGUGGCAAGGUCUACAAAAGGGACGGCGAGGAGAUCGAGCCGCUUGACGUGAUGUUCUCCGGCUGGACGCACCACCUGCCGUACGAGGGGGUGCUGGAGCUGCGGGUGCGGGUGCUGCCGCCGCACCUCUGCCCCUGGCUGGCCAACCGCCGACUGCACUUCAACACACGCAGCUGCUGAUGAGCCAGCGGGGCUUGUCCGUUGUGGAGCUUCUGCCCAACCAGGCCGCCUGGCAGCCAGAGCCAUGCCGCUAUAUAAAGGCCCAAACCAAUAACAAGUAGAGUGGGGUCGCGAGACUUUGAAUGAAGCAUCAAGGACGGGCACUGCCCGGGUGGCAAGCAGGGACCUGAAGCAGGUCACCACUGGUCCAGACGUGCUGCGGUCAGCAAAGGCCUCAAAGAGUCGGUGUCAAUGCGACAUGCUUGCCAGCCUUAGCUGGACAAGGGGGUGCCAGCUCGUCAUGUCAUGCAGAGAAUAUACAACAGCGGGGUUGAUGCCUGCGGCUAAACCAUCUCAUCACUCAUACUUCGAGAGGCGUAUGCUCAGUGUAAGGGCGGGGGGGCGGGCCAUGUACGUUUCUUGCACGUGAGGUGAACCGCCCAUUGAGCGGCGAACGCGUUUGGAGCCGCUGGGGCCCGACAUAACUACGCCACACGGUGUAAAGGCAACCGGUGGAUUUCCGAGGAACAGCAGCGCUUGCCUUUCUUACUACUGCUGUUCUUUGCCCUAAGCAUAGACGUGUAGAAACAAGCAUCAUUGUGCGGAUGCCCAGCACUUCGUCAGGGGGGGAAGAAUUUCACCGCCCCCGCUGACACACCCAGGAUCAGUCGAGGGGGCGGGGUUCGUAAUAAUUCCCACGUCAUUUCGGCCCCGUGGUUGGCACAGCUUUACAAGAUAAUUAUUAAUUACGCAAAUGAUACUCUCUGUGCUGGUACAUACACGAGGUACAAAAGGACUGUUCACGCACGGUACUGUACACGGUACACCAGACCGAAGCGAUCUCAUGGCCUGCCCAAAUGGUUGUGUAGCUGGCAUGGAGGGCUGACGGUGCGGCGGGGUGCGUGAUUGGGUGUGUGUUUGCGGCCGUUUACGAGGGUGGCUGACGAGGGGGGGCUGACGUGGCUGCUUAGGAGAGUGUCACAUGGGCGUCCCGUUUGGGAGGGUUGGUUGGCAGCGUUGUAGGGACACAUGAGGGAGGCGUUUACAUCGUUGAGCGGCAGGCCAACACAGGGCCAAUGGGCACAUUGCACCGGCAAGCCCGGCGUCUGCGGCCCUGAGGGGCUUGUCGUCUUGCCAAUAAGGAGGGUCGCAAUUGCGAUACUAUGCAGCCAUAAUGUUUGAUUUCUGUGCCUGCUUCACGGCACCCCGCUUAACUUGCAUAUGUACCCUUCCUACCUGAGAGCCCA